AUGUUUUUUCAACAUUACAACUCUCUAGCUGCCACCAAGAGCAUGGGCGAUAAUGGAUUCGAAAAUAAUUCAUCGUCAAAAAGUGUUACUCUCCUUCUCAAGUUUAGUGAAACGAAUUUGGAAAUUACAUUCACCUGUGUGAUUUUCACUAUUACGUUCUUUGGAGCAAUUGGAAAUCUUGCAGCUAUCGGUAAAAUCAUAUACGAUCCGAAAAACCAUACACCGACAUUUGCUGUGAUCGGUCAGUUGGCUUUGGCAGAUUUUCUAUCAGUUACAACUACAACUUUUAUCAGAAUGACAAACAUUUGGGAAAUUUGGUUUCAUAUUAUAUUCAUCUCGAACACGAGUAUUCUGAGUUCUUAUUAUUAUCAUGUGUGUUUUCUGUCUGUUGUCAGAUAUUUGAUCACUGUACAUCCCCUACAAAGCAGACAAUAUCUCACUGUAACAGCGGUAUGUUUGUGUUCACUUACAAUAUGGAUAUCUAGCGGUGUAGUUGGAACGUGUUUUACUAUAUUUCGGACAUCAAAUACAUUUUUGGGCCGGAUUAUUAUCGAUGUUGUUUUAUUGUUGACAGUUUUGUUUAUAAUGAUCCUUUUACAUGUUAAGAAAAUAAGAUCAUUACAGAAUUCAUUGUCUGUUACAGAACAAUCACAAAGAAGAAUGAAUAGUGUUGUCACUGUGAUCAUUAGUAUAUUUGCAAUACUUCAAAUCAUUAUAAUUUCAAAUGAAAUACUAUUAAUCAUUUAUUUUCAACUAUUUUCAGAUGAAAUAGUAAUCUAUAUUAUUUACAUAUCAUUUUGUAGAAUGUUUUUUGAAUGCUUAAAUUUUUCUUGCAAUCCUUAUAUACUAUUUUUUUCACAAUUUAUCUAGGGCUUUGCGUUAAAUAUUCCGUUUUGUACAGCACUACAUGUAUAAUAUCAAACACCCAUGGUUAUGUGUCAUAUAACAUUAUAUGGUAGG
This is a messenger RNA of Magallana angulata, 960 nucleotides long. RefSeq names its product trace amine-associated receptor 8-like. NCBI's taxonomy places the organism in Eukaryota, Metazoa, Mollusca, Bivalvia, Ostreida, Ostreidae. The transcript has 2 exons. The record is from RefSeq and is a predicted model, not a curated record. The coding region runs from base 1 to 870 and encodes 289 amino acids. Gene Ontology annotation, cellular component: membrane. Gene Ontology annotation, molecular function: trace-amine receptor activity.